AUGGCGUCUACCUUGGCUGAAGCCGUUUUGGAGGAGUUAUCUUCUAAUAUUUCUGAAGAACCCGUGAAAGUAAGAAAACCUAAGAAAGGCAAGUCCAAGCGGGAAAAGGACUGGCCACAGAAAGAGAAGCCGAAGAAAAAACCCAAGAAAGAGAAACCGGAACAAGAGAAGCUGGAGAAGAAGCAGGUGAAAAAGAAGCCGGAGAAGAAACAGAAGAAAAAGUGGGAGAAAGAGAAGCCAGAGCAGAAGAAGCAGGAGAAAGAAAGGCGUCGCUCACUUCGUCUUCUCCAGCUCCAAAGCAUCAAGGAAGAUGAGCGUAGAAUUGCCCGUCUCAUGAGACGCCAACGUAAGAACAGCUUCGCCAUCUACUUUCUAAAGGUGCUGAAGAACAUCCAUGUGGGUUUCUCCCUCUCGCAGCGGUCUGUGAGCAUCCUGGAUUCGUUCGUGAAGGAUAUGUUUGAAAGAAUUGCCUCAGAAGCAAGCUUCUUGGCCCGUCAAAUAGGAAGCUCAACUAUCAACUCCAGAGAGAUCCAGACUGCUGUCUGUCUUCUGCUUCCUGGAGAUCUCUGCAAGCAAGCAGUGUCUGAAGGCACCAUGGCGAUGGUCCGGUACAUCUUAAACGAGUGAGCAGCUUCGACUUCAAACCAACAAAACCCAAAGGCUCUUUUCAGAGCCACCACUUCUCCUAAGAUAGCCAUAAUAUGGACAUCUCCUGCAAGUGAGCGACUUUGACUUUAAACCAAACAAAACCCAAAGGCUCUUUUCAGAGCCAC
Molecule: messenger RNA, 773 nt
Organism: Arvicanthis niloticus (Nile rat)
Lineage: Eukaryota; Metazoa; Chordata; Mammalia; Rodentia; Muridae
Product: histone H2B type 1-A-like
Cellular component (GO): nucleosome
Molecular function (GO): protein heterodimerization activity; DNA binding; structural constituent of chromatin
Source: RefSeq, a predicted model, not a curated record